CCGGGUCUCGCUUGGAGGGAGCGGGCUGCGUGUGCAGCCCAGUGGGGCGAGUCUGUCUUCGCCGCUGCCGCCGGGCUCCCGACGGUCUGGCUCCGCUCGUGCCGAACGCCCCACGCCGUCCGUCCCGUCCGCGCGGAGCCUCUGGUCAGAGCCAGCCCACCAACCAUGGGCGCCCAUCCGGGCAGAGUCCGAGUUGCUAGUCUCUCGCUGCUCCGGGUGCUACCGCUGCUGCUUCUGCUGCUGCCAGCGGCCAGCACCUCCGACGCUGAGCAUCGUCUGUUUGAGCGGCUGUUUGAAGAUUACAAUGAGAUCAUCCGGCCAGUGGCCAAUGUGUCUGACCCUGUGAUCAUCCAGUUUGAGGUGUCCAUGUCUCAGCUGGUGAAAGUGGAUGAAGUAAACCAAAUCAUGGAGACCAACUUGUGGCUCAAGCAAAUCUGGAAUGACUACAAGCUGAAGUGGAACCCCUCCGACUAUGAUGGGGCGGAGUUCAUGCGUGUCCCUGCGCAGAAGAUCUGGAAGCCAGACAUUGUGCUAUAUAACAACGCUGUGGGGGACUUCCAGGUGGACGACAAGACCAAAGCGUUACUCAAGUACACGGGGGAAGUGACCUGGAUCCCCCCGGCCAUCUUUAAGAGCUCGUGCAAAAUCGACGUGACCUACUUCCCAUUUGAUUACCAGAACUGCACCAUGAAGUUCGGCUCGUGGUCCUACGACAAGGCAAAAAUCGACCUGGUCCUGAUCGGCUCCUCCAUGAACCUCAAGGACUACUGGGAGAGCGGCGAGUGGGCCAUCAUCAAAGCCCCCGGCUACAAACACGACAUCAAGUACAACUGCUGCGAGGAGAUCUACCCGGACAUCACGUACUCACUGUACAUCCGGCGCCUGCCUCUGUUCUACACCAUCAACCUCAUCAUCCCCUGCCUGCUCAUCUCCUUCCUGACCGUGCUUGUCUUCUACCUGCCCUCCGACUGCGGCGAGAAGGUGACCCUCUGCAUCUCGGUCCUCCUCUCCUUGACCGUGUUUCUCCUGGUGAUCACCGAGACCAUCCCGUCCACGUCACUGGUGAUCCCCCUGAUCGGCGAGUAUCUCCUGUUCACCAUGAUUUUUGUAACCCUGUCCAUCGUCAUCACUGUGUUCGUGCUCAACGUGCACUACAGGACCCCAACCACGCACACGAUGCCCACAUGGGUGAAGACUGUAUUCCUGGACCUGCUCCCCAGGGUCAUGUUCAUGACCAGGCCAGUGAGCACCGAGGGUAACGCUCCGAAGCCCAGACCCUUCCAUAGCGCUGAGCUCUCAAACCUGAACUGCUUCAACCGUACCGAGUCCAAGGGCUGCAAGGAAGGCUACCCCUGUCAGGACGGGCUGUGUGGCUACUGCCACCACCGCCGGGUAAAAAUCUCAAAUUUCAGUGCCAACCUCACGAGGAGCUCCAGUUCUGAAUCUGUUGACGCCGUGCUGUCCCUCUCUGCGCUGUCGCCGGAAAUUAAAGAAGCUAUCCAAAGUGUCAGGUACAUUGCUGAAAAUAUGAAAGCGCAAAAUGAAGCCAAAGAGAUUCAAGACGAUUGGAAGUAUGUUGCCAUGGUGAUUGAUCGUAUUUUCCUGUGGGUUUUCAUCCUGGUGUGCAUUUUAGGGACAGCAGGAUUGUUUCUGCAACCCCUGAUGGCCAGGGAUGAUGCAUAAGCACUAAGCUCAGCACAUAAGCCUGAGCUUACUUAUGUGUGUGUUGGGGGAAGGAGGCUCUUUUUAAUUGUAUUUUUUAUUGGGGUAAAAUACACUUAGCAUAAAGUUUAUCAUCUUAACCAUGCUUAAGUGCACAGUUCAGUGCUAUUCAAUACAUUCACCUUGUUGUGUAACCAUGAUCCCCAUCCAUCCCCGUAACUCUUUCAUUUUGUAAAACUGAAACUCUAGACCAAUUAAAGUAACUCACCAUUCUCCCCUCCCUGCCAGCAACCACUAUUAUACUUUGUCUUUCUGAUUUUGACGAUUCUAAGUACCACAUACAGGUGAGAUCAUACAGUAUUUGUCUUUAUGUGACUGGCCUAGUUCAC
Phacochoerus africanus (Common warthog) is the source of this 2051-nucleotide messenger RNA. RefSeq names its product cholinergic receptor nicotinic alpha 3 subunit (gene CHRNA3). NCBI's taxonomy places the organism in Eukaryota, Metazoa, Chordata, Mammalia, Artiodactyla, Suidae. The transcript has 6 exons. The coding region runs from base 166 to 1683 and encodes 505 amino acids. The record is from RefSeq and is a predicted model, not a curated record. Gene Ontology annotation, cellular component: neuron projection; synapse; postsynaptic membrane. Gene Ontology annotation, biological process: signal transduction; nervous system process; monoatomic ion transmembrane transport. Gene Ontology annotation, molecular function: acetylcholine-gated monoatomic cation-selective channel activity; transmembrane signaling receptor activity.